This is a messenger RNA of Boeremia exigua, 1179 nucleotides long. Its product is annotated as S-adenosylmethionine synthetase-like protein. Gene Ontology annotation, biological process: S-adenosylmethionine biosynthetic process. The coding region runs from base 1 to 1179 and encodes 392 amino acids. Gene Ontology annotation, molecular function: ATP binding; methionine adenosyltransferase activity. Gene Ontology annotation, cellular component: cytosol. The transcript is spliced from 3 exons. The record is from RefSeq and is a predicted model, not a curated record. Lineage: Eukaryota; Fungi; Ascomycota; Dothideomycetes; Pleosporales; Didymellaceae.
AUGACUGUUCCCAACGGCACCGCGCCGCCCAGCAAGGGCACCUUCCUCUUCACCUCCGAGUCUGUUGGUGAGGGCCACCCCGACAAGAUCUGCGAUCAGGUCUCCGAUGCCGUGCUCGAUGCCUGCCUCAGGGAGGACCCGCUCUCCAAGGUCGCCUGCGAGACUGCCACCAAGACCGGUAUGAUCAUGGUCUUCGGUGAGAUCACCACAAAGGCCCACCUCGACUACCAGAAGAUCAUCCGUGGUGCCAUCAAGGACAUCGGUUACGACUCCUCUGACAAGGGCUUCGACUACAAGACCUGCAACGUCCUCGUUGCCAUCGAGCAGCAGUCGCCCGACAUUGCUCAGGGUCUCCACUACGAGGAGGCUCUUGAGAAGCUCGGUGCUGGUGACCAGGGUAUCAUGUUCGGCUAUGCCACCGACGAGACCCCUGAGCUCCUGCCCUUGACCCUCAUCCUUGCCCACAAGCUCAACUCUGCUAUGGCCGAGGCCCGUCGCGACGGCUCCCUGCCCUGGCUGCGACCCGACACCAAGACCCAGGUCACUGUUGAGUACGCUCACGAUGGCGGUGCCGUCAUUCCCCUUCGUGUUGACACUGUCGUUGUCUCUGCCCAGCACAGCGAGGACAUCACCACCGAGGAGCUCCGCAAGGAGAUCAAGGAGAAGAUCAUCAAGAAGGUCAUCCCCGCCAAGUACCUUGACGACAACGUCAAGUACCACAUCCAGCCCUCUGGCCUGUUCAUCAUCGGUGGACCCCAGGGUGACGCCGGUCUCACUGGCCGUAAGAUCAUCGUCGACACCUACGGUGGCUGGGGUGCCCACGGUGGUGGUGCUUUCUCCGGAAAGGACUACUCCAAGGUCGAUCGCUCCGCUGCUUACCUUGCCCGCUGGAUCGCCAAGUCGCUCGUCAACGCCAAGUUGGCUCGCCGCGCAUUGGUCCAGCUUUCUUACGCCAUCGGUGUUUCUGAGCCGCUGUCCCUCUUUGUUGAGACCUACGGCACCUCAGACAAGUCCUCCGAUGAGCUCGUCGAGAUCAUCCACAAGAACUUUGAUCUCCGCCCUGGUGUCAUUGUCAAGGAGCUGAACCUCACCAACCCCAUCUACAACACAACCGCCAAGAACGGUCACUUCACCAACCAGUCUUUCACCUGGGAGAAGCCCAAGGAGCUCAAGCUCUAA